Messenger RNA from Polyodon spathula (Mississippi paddlefish), 2964 nucleotides. Its product is annotated as voltage-dependent calcium channel gamma-2 subunit. Gene Ontology annotation, cellular component: voltage-gated calcium channel complex; postsynaptic density membrane; AMPA glutamate receptor complex. The record is from RefSeq and is a predicted model, not a curated record. The coding region runs from base 1793 to 2764 and encodes 323 amino acids. Gene Ontology annotation, biological process: neurotransmitter receptor transport, postsynaptic endosome to lysosome; transmission of nerve impulse; regulation of AMPA receptor activity. The transcript has 4 exons. NCBI's taxonomy places the organism in Eukaryota, Metazoa, Chordata, Actinopteri, Acipenseriformes, Polyodontidae. Gene Ontology annotation, molecular function: voltage-gated calcium channel activity; channel regulator activity.
AGAGAGAGAGAGAGAGAGAGAGAGAGAGAGAGAGAGACAAAGGAGGACCAAAGCAAGAAGAGAGGAAGGAGGACCCUCUGAAAAAAAUAAAUCUAGCGUCGCUUUCUGAGUCUUCUUGAUGGAUCGUCCAAGAAGGGCGCUAGACCUUCCGCAAGCCCCCCUUCACCCUUCCGCCAGAAAAUAACACACGAACAACAGAAAAGGACGUUUUUAUACUUAAAAAAACACCUCAUAAAAUAGCGAGGGACGCGAGAGGGGGAGCCGUGUUCUCGGUGUUGGUUCAGCGCUACGGUUGGAGCUGUCCUUCAGCACCACAGGCGGACCAGCGCUGGAGGGUCCUGCUAAUUCAUCCCAGCGCUGCUUCUCUUAACCCGGGGAGUCGGGGGGGGGGGGCUUCCAGACCGGAGCAGGGAUGCGAGAUCAUUAAAAAAAAAAAUACCAGGAAAACGGAAUCUUAAAAAAAGGCUAUUUUUUUUUUUUUUUUAAACGAAAAUCGGAUAAAUGUUGACAGAGGCUGGUUUAUUGGUCAGCGCCAGAGAAUCCAACGGCUUGGAAAUGUAGCGGCGGCGAAAGAAUCCGAUUCAACCGGGAGGCGAAACAAAUACACGUAUGGAGAAAUAAUUUAAAAAAAAAUCAUACAUGAAUAUGUUUAUAUAAAAGCUCUUUUUUCUUAAAUACAAACGCGAGCAUUUGGUUCUGAAGUGGAGAGGCGGCGGGGAGAGGGCGAAGAACAGAAAAUGCACCCCUUAAAAACGACAUGGAAUUAAAAACGACGUCUUUUAUCAUUACACCCCUGCAGCGAGCGCCGCCAGAUACCCGGGUCCUUUUACUAGCGGAGAAACACCGCACAGGAGAUAUUACCAACCCUCGUGUAAAGGCAGCCCCGCACUGAAGAAGCCGAGUCUGGGGUGGCAUGCGUCGCCGCUUCGCUAACACAUCGACACGGAUUCAGGACCCCCGCUCGCCCCGGACGCUGUGAUUCGGCUCAGUGUGUGUCUUUUCUUCCGAGGGGGGAAAGAGACGGACAGACUGGGUUUAAUGGCGCAAGGCGAACAGCUGUGCAAGCGAAUUGGUUUCAGCGCCGCGCACUCCGCCUCAGCCCGGUCUCCCCGAGAAUCGCUCUGUCGCGGAGGAUCCCCCCGAUUAAAUGUCGAGUGAUGACAGGCUGGCCGCCGCUGCUCCCUCGCCCCGCUUUCACGGCUGCCUCCUGGUUCUCUUGUGCCGCUUUGAUUUCCCCGUGGAAACCAUCACCGGUCUAGCCCUUACAUAUGGAAACUGGGGACCAGAAUUUUAGAAAAAAGGGUUAACGGCUGUUUUCAACUUUGUUUCUUUUUGUGUUUCUUGUUUUACGUUUUUUUUAGGGGAAGGUGAUCCCCGUUUCUCCUCUCCCCGCCCCACUCACCCCUUCCUGAUAGGUAGCUAGACCGGCAGGGAGAUCGAUAGCUAGACAGACAGAUUCAUAGGUAGGUGUAGAUUGCAUGUUUUUUUUUGUUUUGUUUUUUUCCAAAAGGAUUACAAAAGAAUUCUGGACCCUCCUCCCACCGCCAUUUGAGUUGAUUUCUUAAUUAAUUGACUAAUUCCUUAAUUAUUUGCUUUGCUAAUUAAUUGGUUUAUUUGUUAAUUAUCAUUUGCAGCGUUAGGGUCAAGAACAGGCAGCUUUCAGCCCUUCCUCCCUCCCUCCUUCCUCCCGUUAAUUGAUCUUCUUCAUAUAUAUAUAUUUUUUAAAUCUUCAAAUAUUUAUUUCCUUUAUGUAAAACGCAAAGGGGGUCCCCCCUUCCUGGAAUGCGGGAACAUGGGUCUGUUUGACCGCGGUGUCCAGAUGCUCUUGACCACGGUGGGCGCUUUUGCAGCCUUCAGCCUCAUGACUAUAGCGGUGGGCACCGACUACUGGCUGUACUCGCGAGGGGUUUGCAAAACCAAAAGCGUGAGCGAGAACGAGACCAGCAAGAAGAACGAAGAGGUCAUGACUCACUCGGGCUUGUGGAGAACGUGCUGUCUAGAAGGGAAUUUUAAAGGGCUGUGUAAACAGAUAGACCACUUUCCUGAAGACACGGACUAUGAGGCCGACACGGCUGAAUAUUUCUUAAGGGCGGUGCGCGCCUCCAGUAUCUUCCCGAUCCUGAGUGUCAUUCUCCUCUUCAUGGGCGGGCUCUGCAUAGCAGCCAGCGAGUUUUACAAGUCGCGCCACAACAUUAUUCUGAGCGCUGGCAUCUUCUUUGUUUCCGCAGGACUGAGCAACAUCAUUGGGAUUAUCGUGUACAUAUCAGCCAACGCGGGGGACCCCUCCAAGAGCGACUCCAAGAAGAACAGCUACUCGUACGGCUGGUCCUUCUACUUCGGGGCGCUGUCCUUCAUCAUCGCCGAGAUGGUGGGCGUGCUGGCGGUGCACAUGUUCAUCGACCGGCACAAGCAGCUGCGAGCUGGGACGAGAGCCACAGACUACCUGCAGUCCUCCGCCAUCACCCGCAUCCCGAGCUACCGCUACCGCUAUCGUAGACGCAGCUGCUCCACUUCCCACUCCACUGAGCCCUCACAGUCCCGGGACGCCUCCCCCGUCGGCCUCAAGGGCUUCAACACCCUCCCUUCCACCGAAAUCUCCAUGUACACCCUGACCCGCGAGCCCCUGAAGCCCGCCUCCACCCCGACAGCGACGUACAACUCGGAGCGGGACCACAACUUCCUCCAGGUGCACAACUGCAUCCAGAAGGACUUGAAAGAGUCGCUGCACACGAACACGGCCAACCGGCGCACCACUCCAGUGUGAGGAGCGAGGGAGAGCCGCCACGCGGCAGCACGGCAACCCCAGGGGAGCGGGCCAGACCGAGAGAGGGUCCGCGCUGAAAAACAAACACACCCAACCCAGCUGAAGACUGUCAGGAUCCAACCAUUUCAAAAAUGCAUGAAAUCCCAUCCACCCUUAUUUAAUAAUACAAAAGAAAUGUUUGUAAAAAAAAAACAAAAAAA